CCUCUCCAGCUCUCCGGAGCGCUAGAUCAAUCUCAAUCAUUCGACGUGACCCCCGUCAUCGGCAGGGAGUUUCCCACCGCCAGCCUGCGAACAUGGAUCGAGUCCCCGAACUCAGACGCACUGCUCAGAGACCUCGCCAUCACAAUAUCGCAGCGCGGUGUAGUCUUCUUCCGCAAACAAGACGAUCUCACCGACGAGCUGCAAAAGCAGCUAGUCCAGCGCCUGGGCGAGCUCUCCGGGAAGCCGAAAUCAUCCAAACUGCACGUCCACCCGAUAUUCUACUCCAAACUGCCUUUAAGCAGCAGCGAUGACGAAAUCAACAUCAUCAGCUUUGAACAGGACGCGAUGAUUUUCGGGAAGCCGCCGCUGUUUACGAAGAGCCAGAGUGCGCGACAAGAAUGGCACACGGAUAUUCUGCAUGAAGCUGCCCCUAGUGAUUAUUCGUGUUUGCGAAUCACGGAGUUACCGAAAGGCGGGGGCGGGGACACGCUCUGGGCCUCAGGCUACGAAAUAUACGAUCGCAUUUCCAAGCCCUAUCAGACAUUUCUCGAGAGCUUGACUGCGACCUGCACCCAGCCGCGGUACGAGAAUCUCGCAAAAAGACUUAAUCACCAGCUAUAUACCGAGCCGCGCGGGUCUCCGCAGAACACCGUGUUCACGGCCGUUCAUCCCGUAAUUCGCACGAAUCCCGUGACCGGUUGGAAGAGCUUGUUUACGGCUGGUCGCCACGUGAAGCAGAUCGAUGGGUUGGAGCCGACUGAGAGCGAGAAUCUGCUGCGGUGGUUUCUGCAGUUGAUUACGGAGAACCAUGACCUGCAGGUGCGGCAUCGGUGGCAGAGCCCGAAUGAUGUUGCUAUUUGGGACAAUCGAUGUGUUUUUCAUGCUGCGACUAAGGACGUUCAUGUCGAUGACGAGCGAAUUGGCCAUAGGGCUUCGGGAAUUGGUGAGCGUCCGUACUUGGACCCGGGGAGUACUAGUCGACGAGAGGCACUG
Messenger RNA from Aspergillus steynii IBT 23096, 993 nucleotides. RefSeq names its product TauD/TfdA dioxygenase family protein. The annotation marks the transcript as partial. Gene Ontology annotation, cellular component: cytoplasm. Gene Ontology annotation, molecular function: 2-oxoglutarate-dependent dioxygenase activity. The transcript is spliced from 4 exons. The record is from RefSeq and is a predicted model, not a curated record. Lineage: Eukaryota; Fungi; Ascomycota; Eurotiomycetes; Eurotiales; Aspergillaceae.